AUGACUUAUGUAAGGGAUUAUGGACUCGUAACUAAAGAACAGCUUCCUUACAUGUUUGCUGAUGACCAACCAUGCAACACCGAUUUCGAAUUGUUACCUUCCCCUGAUAUGAAGAUAUCUGGUUAUCAAAUGGUGCCGGAGUUUGAUGAAGUUGCUCUGGCCAAGGCUGUUUACCAUCAACCAGUUGUAGACAAGCGUUCCACAAGCAACAGAAUUCACACACACAAAAACGGCAUUUUUAUGGAUGCAGAUGGAGUGUGUGCAAAAGGUAACGUCAGUCACAGUAGUACACUCGUUGGCUUCGGUACAAAUCCAUUUGGUGAAGACUAUUGGAUUCAGAAGAAUUCAUGGGGCACCUGUUGGGGUGAACUAUGA
This is a messenger RNA of Fragaria vesca subsp. vesca, 375 nucleotides long. RefSeq names its product probable cysteine proteinase At3g19400-like. NCBI's taxonomy places the organism in Eukaryota, Viridiplantae, Streptophyta, Magnoliopsida, Rosales, Rosaceae. The transcript has a single exon. The record is from RefSeq and is a predicted model, not a curated record. Bases 1 to 375 code for a protein of 124 amino acids.